Aureococcus anophagefferens is the source of this 627-nucleotide messenger RNA. RefSeq lists its product as hypothetical. The annotation marks the transcript as partial. The transcript has a single exon. NCBI's taxonomy places the organism in Eukaryota, Pelagophyceae, Pelagomonadales, Pelagomonadaceae. Gene Ontology annotation, cellular component: cytosol. Gene Ontology annotation, molecular function: ATP binding; diphosphomevalonate decarboxylase activity. Gene Ontology annotation, biological process: isopentenyl diphosphate biosynthetic process, mevalonate pathway. The record is from RefSeq and is a predicted model, not a curated record.
AUGGCCCUUGGCACGCCGGCUCCCCUCGCCACGUUCGACGUCGCCUCGGCGUCGGCGCCGACGAACAUCGCCGUCGUCAAGUACUGGGGCAAGGACGAGGCGCGGGGCGGGAACACGCCCAUCAACUCGUCGUGCUCGCUGACCCUGGACCCGGCGGACCUGCGCGCCGAGACGGUCAUGGUCGCGUCGCCGGAGCUCGACCGCGACGAGCUCUGGCUCAACGGGGCGCCCGUGGACGUCGCCGGGGCCUCGACGCACGCGCGGCGCCUGCGCGCGUGCCUCGCGACGAUGCGCGCGCGGUGCGCGCGCGCGCCCGCGGGCUCGCGCGCGGCGACCGCGGCCGAGCUCGCCGGCUGGCGCGUCCGCGUCGUCUCGCGCAACACGUUCCCCACGGCCGCGGGCCUCGCGUCGAGCGCCGCGGGCUACGCCGCGCUCGUGCGCUGCGCGGCGGCGCUCUACGGCGUCGCCGUCGACGCGUCGCUCUCGGGCGUCGCGCGCGUCGGCUCCGGGUCCGCGUGCCGGUCCCUCGACGGCGGGCUCGUCGCCUGGCGCAAGGGCGCCGCGCCCGACGCGUCCGACUCGCUCGCGGACCCGCUCCACGCCGCGGACCACUGGCCCGGCCUCCGC